CCCUUGAACAGUGUCGUGAGUAAAGUCAAAGUAGUGGUUCAUCUGCCGCAUAGAACAUCUCAGUGUGUGGAUCUGUAAGAGCUCCCGGACGUGGCUGUUCGUGAAACUUUAACCGAUAAGGUCAGAUAAUAAAUCCAUAUUCUCCUUCAUCCAAUACAGAAGCCGGAGGAGGACGGAGGUUGAAGCAGUGCAAGUGACACUGAUCAUCGGUGAUGGAAUGAAGAUAUACCAGCCAGGACAAUGACACACAAGAAAUAGUGGGAGAAAUACUCAAUCAAACCUGAAAAACAUACGGUUCCAGUUGAUACAAUGGAGCAAGAAGAGGCAGCAGUCGGGGAUGACGCACAGUCAGAGCUCACAUAUCACAUAGAGCGUCCUGUAUAUGAUGAACCCUUUGUCCGCUCUCAGCUUCUCCACCGAAAAAACAAGCAGUCCCUUGGACUGCGACAGAAGCUGGCACAGCAGUUCCAGUGUUCAUCUGAGCGAGCCAAAGCAGCCGUUCGAAGUUUCCUUCCCAUUCUAACAUGGCUGCCCUCGUAUCCUGUGAAGCAGUACCUUUUCCAGGAUGUGGUCUCAGGUCUUAGCACGGGAGUCGUGCAGCUCCCUCAAGGUCUGGCCUAUGCUAUGCUGGCGGCGGUGCCUCCAGUUUAUGGUCUGUACUCAUCGUUCUACCCCGUGCUUCUCUACACCUUCUUUGGGACAUCUAGACACAUAUCCAUAGGUACCUUUGCUGUGAUAAGUCUGAUGAUCGGGGGCGUUGCGGUGAGGGAAGCCCCAGACUCUAUGUUUAACACGCUACAUGUAAAUGGAUCCAAUACUACAGAUCUAGACGUGGUGGCUCGUGAUGCCAAACGGGUCCAGGUGGCUGUAGUGCUCACAACCCUAGUGGGAAUCAUUCAGUUUGUCUUAGGUCUUCUCAGGUUUGGUUUUGUGGCUAUCUACCUCACAGAGCCUCUGGUGCGAGGCUUCACCACUGCAGCGGCUGUGCAUGUAGUCGUCUCCCAGCUCAAGUACCUGUUGGGGGUGAAAACGCAGCGCUUCAGCGGGCCUCUCUCUGCUAUUUAUAGUGUCAAAGCGGUUCUCAGUGAUAUCACCAGCACCAACAUCACCACCCUCCUCCUGGGCCUCUCGUGCCUAAUCUUCCUGUACGUGAUCAAAGUCCUCAACGAGCGUUUUAAGAAAAAACUGCCUAUUCCAAUUCCAGGGGAGAUCAUCGUGGUCAUUGUGUCCACAGGGGUCUCAUACGGCCUGUCGCUGUCAGGCGUACACAAGGUGGAUGUGGUCGGGAACAUACCAACAGGGCUUCUCCCUCCUGCCGUCCCAGACUUCUCUCUGUUACCCACUUUGGUCACAGAUGCCUUUGCUGUGGCCAUCGUAGGAUUCUCAAUGGGCAUUUCUCUGGCCAAGAUCUUUGCCCUAAAGCAUGGAUACAGUGUGGACGGCAACCAGGAGCUGAUCGCCCUUGGACUGUGUAACUUCAUCAGCUCUUUCUUCCAAACCUUUGCCAUCACUUGUUCCAUGUCAAGAAGUCUGGUGCAGGAGAGCACUGGAGGAAAAACACAGAUUGCAGGGCUGCUGGCCUCCAUGGUGGUGCUGCUAGUGGUGGUGGCCAUCGGGUUCGUCUUCGAGCCGCUACCUCAGACGGCGCUGGCAGCCAUCAUCAUGGUGAACCUGUUGGGGAUGUUUAAGCAGUUCAGAGACAUUCCUGCUCUAUGGAGGACCAGCAAGAUCGAACUGACCAUCUGGAUGACAGCCUUCAUAGCGUCUGUGCUGCUGGGGCUGGAUUAUGGCCUCUUGGUGGCCAUCACAUUCACCAUACUCACUGUCGUCUACAGGACACAGAGUCCUAAAAGUGCCGUCCUGGGCCAUGUUCCCGGUACUGGGCUGUACUAUGAUGUGGAUGAGUAUGAAGAGGCCACUGAAUGUGAGGGGAUUAAGAUUUUCCACUCCAACUCUUCAAUCUACUUUGCCAACAGUGACCUUUAUGUGAACAGUCUCAAGGAGAAGACAGGUGUCAACCCUGAACAUAUACAAGCUUUCCGGAAAGCUCAUAAAAAACGCAUGGCGAACAGCAGCCAGAGCUCACCUCUGAAGAAACGUGUAGAGGACAAACAGCACGGUGUGACCCAUGAAUUGUUAUCCUACAACCACGUGGAGGAGAAGCAGAAGAACGGCCAGCUGGGAGACAGGCAUGGCGAGUCCGACUCUGAGGAGACCAUCUUCAUCGAACCCGUCAGCUCUGUCCGCUUCAUUAUCCUGGACUGGACAGCGGCGAAUUUCAUCGACUCUGUGGGAGCCAAAGCCAUCAAACAGGUCAUAAAGGAAUAUGCAGCUGUGGAUGUUCAAGUGGUUAUAGCUGGCUGCAACAGAAGUCUUCUGGCUGAGCUGGACACCUUACAGUUCUUCACUGGGGUCGUGACCCCAGAGAUGCUGUUCCCGACUGUCCACGAUGCCGUGCUGCACUGUCAGCACUCACAUCCUGGCCCCCCAGCUGCUCCAGUCACCUGAUGUACAACCACUGUCCCCACGGUGAUGGCACCAGUAACAUCCUGAUGUGCACAGCAGAUCUGAAAGGUGAUGCAAUCACUGCUGAACGUCUCCCCAAGGACGUUCAGCCAACAUGCUGGAGAUGAAGCCAACAGUUCUUCGUAUUGAAUAUAGGAGUGUUUGUAGUCGGUGAAUGUUUUCCUCCUCAUUUAACACUCCAAAGAAGUUCCCAUUUUAUUAUUUUUUUUACUGUAGCCAAUCAGGACUGACUUUCCUGCUGACAUUCCUACAGCCUGACCCCUGUGUAUCCAGCGAGGGGGGGGGUUGUUUCAAGUGGCACUUUAACUGUUUUUAGCGUGUCUGUGAAAUUCAGUGUUCAGCCUGUCUGAGUGAUGAAGCUCAAACGACUUUUAUGACUCUGGUUUGUAUUGGAAACUGCAGAGACGUUUGCUUCUCUGUACCAUGCUGGUAUCAGAUGUUCUUCGUUACUGAGAUCUUAAACCUAUGGGGUAUUUGUGUGUUCCAUUUUUAUCUGUGUUUCAGUGUAACUAUGUAUUCAAACCACCAGUUUGCAGUGUCACAUCAUUGUUGUAGUUGUGGCUACAUUUGCACUGCUGUUUGAGGUGUUUUCUGUAGGUGGAGAUGUUUUAAUAUAGUGUUUCCCUUUAUUAUAAAGCUUUAUUAAUGUUAAUAUAUAAACACAGGAUGCCUUUCACACUCGCCAUGUGGAAAUUUGAAAAUAUUCAAUGCAGAGAAUCAUGUGGAAUAAACUUUAUUUUUAAGUAA
This is a messenger RNA of Sphaeramia orbicularis (orbiculate cardinalfish), 3273 nucleotides long. It is a transcript of the gene slc26a5, whose product is annotated as solute carrier family 26 member 5. The record is from RefSeq and is a predicted model, not a curated record. Gene Ontology annotation, molecular function: secondary active sulfate transmembrane transporter activity. Gene Ontology annotation, biological process: sulfate transmembrane transport. The transcript has 18 exons. Lineage: Eukaryota; Metazoa; Chordata; Actinopteri; Kurtiformes; Apogonidae. The coding region runs from base 310 to 2508 and encodes 732 amino acids. Gene Ontology annotation, cellular component: membrane.